Messenger RNA from Melanotaenia boesemani (Boeseman's rainbowfish), 630 nucleotides. RefSeq names its product crystallin, beta B1, like 3 (gene crybb1l3). The record is from RefSeq and is a predicted model, not a curated record. Bases 1 to 630 code for a protein of 209 amino acids. Gene Ontology annotation, biological process: visual perception; lens development in camera-type eye. Gene Ontology annotation, molecular function: structural constituent of eye lens. The transcript has 5 exons. NCBI's taxonomy places the organism in Eukaryota, Metazoa, Chordata, Actinopteri, Atheriniformes, Melanotaeniidae.
AUGUCUCACUCAGGUGCUCAAGGCAGCAUUGGCAGCCAUUCUGCAAUUGGGCUGCGCAGUCACAAGAUAUACUUCUAUGAAUUCGAGAACUUCCAAGGCCGUAGGAUGGACUUGUUUGGAGAGUGCCGUAACCUCUGUGAGAAGGGUUUUGAGAGAAUUGGCUCCAUCAUGGUAGAGUGUGGACCCUGGGUUGGUUAUGAGCAGCAGAACAUGAUGGGUGAGAUGUUCAUGCUGGAGAAGGGAGAGUACCCCCGCUGGGACACCUGGUCCAACAGCUACAGGUGUGAUUCUAUGAUGUCAGUCAGGCCUGUCAGGAUGGACCCUCAGGAUCACAAAAUUUGCUUGUAUGAAUGUGCAAACUUUGAGGGUCGUAAGAUGGAAGUGUGUGAUGAGGAUAUUCCAAGCUUGUGGUCUUAUGGAUUCCAGGACCGUGUUGCUAGCAUUCAGGUUACUGGAGGAACCUGGGUGGGAUACCAGUACCCUGGCUACCGUGGCUACCAGUAUAUAUUUGAAUUUGGAGCCUUCAAGCACUGGAAUGAGUGGGGAGCCCACCACCCCCAGAUCCAGUCCAUUCGCAGGGUGAGAGACAUGCAGACACACCGCCGUGGCUGCUUUGAGCUCAUGGCAUAG